AUGGCAUGCUUGAACAUGUCGAGCAACGAUCAAGCCUUGUACAGCGCGAACGCAGGGCCAAGAAUCUCGUUUUCAAGUGAUUUUCUUGAGCCAGUCAAGCUGGAGAAGAGCUACAGAGAGGCCCCGGUGUCCUCGGAUUUUGAGUUCUCUGUCCGGAACUACUCUAUGAUCUCUGCAGAUGAAGUUUUCUUCGAUGGCAAAAUGCUGCCAUCGAGGGAGAGCUUCACAAAGGCAAAAACCCUCAGAGACGAGCUCCUUUCUAGUGACGAUGGUUGUGAGGAUGUCUCGUCGCGGAGGGCGAAGGGCACGAACCGAUGGAGGGAGAGGUUUGGACUGAAGAGAACACCCAAGAGUUUGGGAAGUAUAGAUGAGAUGAAGGCCUUAGAGAUGGGUGUUUUUGGCAGUAAGAAAUGA
Messenger RNA from Salvia splendens (bonfire salvia), 414 nucleotides. RefSeq lists its product as uncharacterized. The record is from RefSeq and is a predicted model, not a curated record. Lineage: Eukaryota; Viridiplantae; Streptophyta; Magnoliopsida; Lamiales; Lamiaceae. The transcript has a single exon. Bases 1 to 414 code for a protein of 137 amino acids.